AUGUCUAAUCUUACGUGUCGUAGUCAAGUCUCAGGAUUAGGGCUAGAAGUGGAGUUAAUCAAGCGUCUCGAACUGCCAUUCACCUUCACGCCUGACUCCCACAAACAAAUUGAGAUGUAUGUCUAUUCAUCCUAUCACCUCCAUACUUGCCUCAAAUCAAGAGGUAAGUCCUUGGGCAUGUUACUUUGAUACCAUGUGAGUUCCCAGUGAGAAUAACCGCAAAAGCGACAUGCUCUCAAGUCCUCCCAGCUAAUAGCCAGUAGGUUCUAGUAGACAUAUAAGCUCUGCCAGACAUCCCAUCAAGACGCGACGAUAUCUUUCACAAAUCCACAACGAGCGAAUAUCAUCACAACAACUCAGCAACACCGCGCACAAUCUACUAAAGAGCAAUUUGCGUAAGAGCAAGUCAUGA
Molecule: messenger RNA, 412 nt
Organism: Hymenoscyphus albidus
Lineage: Eukaryota; Fungi; Ascomycota; Leotiomycetes; Helotiales; Helotiaceae
Source: the annotation of a GenBank genome assembly